ACCGAAACCGAGCGCAUAUGAUGCUUUCCGUGAAUACUUCGUGAAAUAGGACAAAUUGUUGGGAGAAAUCUGCAAUUUUAAGCAGUAAUCGAUAAAUCCGUUAAACACAGUGUCUUUCUGUGUAUCUUCCUGCUGUGGCUUAAAUUCUUUGUGUUUCAUAGCUUGGCAUCAUGGGCGAUUCAACACACAAUCGCUUUGGUACAAUAUCAGGAGGUACCCCGGCGGAAUUGGUUGAAGCAUCAACCACGAUAAAGCAAGAACCUCUCGAUGAAGACGCUUCUCAUAGUCAAUCCAAAGAACCAAGUACAGCAACCUUCCAGGAAGCAAGCUCAUCGAACUGUAGCAGCCGGGACCCACUAGCAGAAGAAAUCGAAUUCGGCGAAACAGGCAUUUCAUUUCAGAACGCAUUUUUCAAUGUAGUGGGAAAUGAAAUCAAAACCGAAAACAUUAUUGCAGAUGAAAUUGAAGACAACAGUGAUAUUGUUGGUUCCAGCACAAAGAGAAGAAAAACGUGCGAUGAAGAUUCUGGCGAUGAGCUGGGCGCAGCGAGAAGUUCACGGCAAUCCAUUGUACCAAUGUCAACAAACAAAUUUAGUCACGUUUGGCUACAUUUCAUAAUACAGGGCAAAGGAGCCAAAUGCCGUUACUGUGGUAAAUUCAUCUCCAUGUCGAAUAGAUCAACUUCGAAUUUAAAGCGGCACAUGAAAACCUUGCAUCCUUCCAUUCCAAUUCAUAGAGCUGCAACAAUGGAGGCAACUUCUUCAACAUCAAAGGAUGAAAUUACCACGCUUGAGCCAGGCACUUCUAAGAAUCUAAAAUCCCAUCCGACUUUGUACUCCAACAUAGUACGGAAUGCCGAUUCCGCUCAUACCGCCAAAAAACCGCCAACACCACAACCUUCCAAAUCCAGUGCCCCGAUGAAUGGGCAAGGUGCGGAGAAUUGUACAUACGUCAUCGAAGUACUAAACAACGCACCGAAUGUAGCAACCGAACAGACACAACCGAAGGAAAGAUUGAAGGUACUGACACCCAACAUACUAAAUUGUAAUAUGAAAGCUAAGUACUCUACGAACACGGCUAGCAGUAGCAUAAAACAAGCUCCGGUUACAAAGCACGAUACACCAAACACGAAAAAUUGCGCACAUUGUGCUUGUUUUGACAAAUUUGUUACCGAACACAAUAGAAAGGUAGACCAAUUUUUGGUCAAACAGCAAAAGAUCGUUAACGAUAUGUUUAAAGCACAUCGAUCCAUCAUGGAUAAGCUCCAGCAGAUAGAAACAAAUCUAGCAAAUCAAACCAACCGAUUGGAAGUUAGGCACGAACAGGAGCAAACAGGAGAGUUGACACAUUCCCCCGCGGAUGCUAAUGAAUUCGUUCAGCUCCCGGAGUAUGCGUUUGAGAUGCGGCAUAUACAACAUCAAGCAGAACCACACCAGCAUAUGGGAGAGUAUCCGGAGGAGGUGCAAUUGUUUAGCUUCUCCCGGAUGGAGUCCGAGGAAGAGUUAAUCGAAUUCGAGAAGCGUUUAAGUGAUUCCGAGUACUUUAAGGAAGCAUACAACUGGCUAAACUCACUCAUCACGGAAACGAACUGCGGAAACCGAAUGUUGGCAGCACUCGAUCUGCUGUUUGACAAGGUGUUUGUUAACAUGUGCAGUUGGACUGGUAGGGGCAGAGGUAACACACAGAAGGCACCAAUAAGAUGCCGCAGGAAUUUGCUUCAACUGUUUAAAGUGAUCGGAAGCACUCGGAAGGCCAUCGUAUCUCGUACAGAUGUGGAAGUUUUCUUCAUUAAGAAACUUAAACAAUCGAAGCAGAGAUUAAACAUGCAGGGUUUUCGUAAACCUACCUGUCAUAUAAAAAGAGUGCAUAUUGUUGAAUAGACUUUUUUGUGGAUUGAUGCUGCAUACGAUACGUAUGCAUUACAAGAAUGGACUAACGUUGAAUUACUGUUGAAAUACUGUGA
This is a messenger RNA of Anopheles moucheti, 1963 nucleotides long. RefSeq lists its product as uncharacterized. The transcript has 5 exons. Lineage: Eukaryota; Metazoa; Arthropoda; Insecta; Diptera; Culicidae. The record is from RefSeq and is a predicted model, not a curated record. Bases 171 to 1880 code for a protein of 569 amino acids. Gene Ontology annotation, molecular function: DNA binding.